Drosophila erecta is the source of this 4605-nucleotide messenger RNA. It is a transcript of the gene heph, whose product is annotated as polypyrimidine tract-binding protein 1. Gene Ontology annotation, molecular function: mRNA binding. Gene Ontology annotation, cellular component: nucleus. Lineage: Eukaryota; Metazoa; Arthropoda; Insecta; Diptera; Drosophilidae. Gene Ontology annotation, biological process: mRNA processing; regulation of RNA splicing. The record is from RefSeq and is a predicted model, not a curated record. The coding region runs from base 1341 to 3095 and encodes 584 amino acids. The transcript has 13 exons.
UAUAUUACCUUAGAAUGCCAUUCGUUCUUACUUCAGUCUUCGUACAGUCUUUGCUUUAACCCGUUCCAACUCUGUCCGCCGCUCAGCUCGUUGGCUCUCUAUAGGAAUCAAAUCGAAUCACCUAGUAUAACAGCAGCAGUAGCAUCAGGUCGGUAGCCCACGUUGUUCCCCGGUUUCGUUCCGUUCAGCCACCAUUGAAAGUUGGCGUCGCAGUCGCAGUUGCCGUCGCUGCCUACGUCCAAACCAACCACCGCCACCGCCACCGCCACACGCCUCCGCCAGCGCCAGCGACAUCCUCUCUACCACCGCUGGUAGCACCAUCAGCAGCAGUAGCAGCAGCAGCAGCAGCAGCAGCAGCAGCAACAGCCAGCACCAGAACACUCUCACACACUCUCCACUCACUGACGAAUUUCAAUAUCCAAAUCAAAGUCGGGUUCAAAUCGAAAACAGCCGCAACAGCAGCAACAACGCCUCGCAAACAGCACGCGGAUAAUGAUAAAAAGAAAAUAACACGCGCAGUUCGCAUCCAGUGCCCGACUCGAACAGAUCACAUCAGUCCAGAUCCCAGUCCCCGAGAAUAUUUUAAUCGAAGCUUCAAAAAUUCACUAAUUGAAAAGUAAAAUCGACUCGACUCAACUCGACUCGACUUCCGGCUCCGUGGUGUUUUCACUUUUCGCGCGUGUCAAUCAAAUAAAAAUCUUCACAUAUAAAACUAUACAUUAAUUUUCGUUUCCCAGUGUCUUUAUCGCACCUUGCGCUUUCUGAAAUAGCCAUAAUUACAAGACCCGCAAGGACAGCAAUAAACCAAACAAAACUAUUUAUUGAAAAUAAAAACAAGAGAGCUCACCACAAAAAAAAAAAACCAAAAACUUCAUCCAACUUCAACGACUCUGACUCGACACUUGAUUGUAAUUAUAAGCAGAGUUCAUAUAUUCACCAAAACACGAAAACCAACAAACCCUGUGCAAUUUCCUUAAAAUCAAAACCUGUCAAGAAAAUACCAAAAAUAAAGAAACACAAAAAUCCGAUACUUCAAACGCGCCAAAAAGAAAAAAGCUCACGAGUAACAACCAAGUGCUAAAACUAGAAGCGGAGAAAUUUAAUCAACAUUUGUUGCCAAUAAAACUGUCAUCAUUGCUGCGUUAACAGAAAACACGGCGUCAGCAGCGAUUGCAGCGCUCAGUAUCAGCAGCAGCUCUCAAGCGUCGCUUGCCGUCAACGCCCCCGCCACGCCCACACCGCCGCCCGCUUCGUCCGUGGCAGGAGCAGCAGCAGCUACGGUAAAGAACGAGAUCGUUGCAUCUGAUUCGGCCGAAUCCUCCCCUAUACAAGAUUUAAUAAUGCGCGGAAGCGACGAACUUUUGAGUCAAGCAGCAGUCAUGGCGCCCGCUUCCGACAAUAACAAUCAGGACCUGGCCACAAAGAAGGCCAAACUGGAGCCGGGCACCGUGCUGGCCGGCGGAAUUGCCAAGGCCUCAAAAGUCAUCCACUUGCGCAACAUUCCGAACGAGUCCGGCGAGGCAGAUGUGAUUGCCCUGGGCAUUCCGUUUGGACGUGUGACCAAAGUGCUGGUGCUCAAGGGCAAGAACCAGGCGUUCAUCGAGAUGGCCGACGAGAUCUCCGCCACGUCGCUGGUGUCGUGCUACACAGUCAAUCCGCCCCAGAUGCGCGGCCGCAUGGUCUACGUGCAGUUCUCCAACCAUCGCGAGCUGAAGACGGACCAGAGUCACAAUAACUCGAUCGUCCCGAGCGACUACCGCAUCCAGUCCCCGGCGGGCGGAUCGCCUCUGCCCCUCUGCGCCGCCGCCAACGCGUCCAGCAACAAUGCCAACAGCUCCGGCGACAGCAACAGCAGCGCCGUGGGAAUCUUGCAGAACAACACAAGCGCCGUAAGUGCGGCCGGCAACAACACGAACUCCGCCGGGGGACCUAAUACCGUGCUCCGUGUGAUUGUCGAGUCCUUGAUGUACCCCGUCUCGCUGGACAUUCUGCACCAGAUCUUCCAGCGCUACGGCAAGGUGCUGAAGAUUGUCACCUUCACAAAGAACAAUUCAUUCCAGGCCCUCAUCCAAUACCCGGACGCCAACUCCGCCCAGCACGCCAAGUCGCUCCUGGACGGGCAGAACAUAUACAACGGCUGCUGCACGCUGCGCAUUGAUAACAGCAAGCUGACGGCGCUGAAUGUUAAGUACAACAACGACAAGUCGCGCGACUUCACGAACCCCGCGCUGCCCCCUGGUGAGCCGGGGGUGGAUCUCAUGCCCACCGCCGGCGGACUGAUGAACACCAAUGAUCUGCUUCUGAUCGCCGCCCGGCAGCGACCUUCUCUCACAGGUGAUAAAAUAGUCAACGGCCUGGGCGCCCCUGGAGUCCUGCCGCCCUUCGCCUUGGGCCUGGGCACUCCACUGACCGGCGGCUACAGCAACGCCCUGCCCAAUCUAGCCGCCUUCUCGCUGGCCAACAGCGGCGCCCUGCAGACGGCCGCUCCUGCAAUGCGAGGUUACUCGAAUGUCCUGCUCGUCUCGAAUUUAAAUGAGGAGAUGGUCACGCCUGAUGCUCUCUUUACCCUUUUUGGUGUAUACGGCGAUGUGCAACGUGUAAAGAUUCUGUACAACAAGAAGGACUCGGCACUCAUACAAAUGGCGGAGCCCCAGCAAGCUUAUUUGGCCAUGUCUCACCUUGAUAAAUUACGUUUAUGGGGAAAGCCGAUACGUGUGAUGGCCAGCAAACACCAGGCCGUCCAGCUGCCCAAGGAGGGUCAGCCGGACGCAGGACUCACACGUGACUACUCGCAAAAUCCGUUGCACCGCUUCAAGAAGCCGGGCAGCAAGAACUACCAGAACAUCUAUCCGCCGUCGGCGACACUGCAUUUAAGCAACAUUCCGUCAUCCUGCUCUGAGGAAGACAUUAAAGAAGCUUUCACCUCAAGCAGCUUCGAAGUUAAGGCAUUCAAAUUUUUCCCGAAAGACCGAAAAAUGGCACUGCUGCAACUGUCGUCCGUGGAGGAGGCUGUUCUGGCACUGAUUAAGAUGCACAACCACCAGCUGUCCGAGUCGAAUCACCUGCGUGUAAGCUUCUCCAAGUCGAACAUCUAGAAUCCGGUCCGAAGUCAGGUUUACUGAACCUGACUGGGUGCCUCCGGCGGGUACAGCUACAUGCAGAUGCAUCAGCAGCAACACCUUCAGGUCUAUUGGCAGCAGCAGAUACAAACUAUAAUCCGUAGUACAAGAAGAAUGCACGCAAACUUCUACUGAACUGGCAGAUGCCAGAAGCACUACCCACCCAAUCCAACAGAAUAAUCAGCGGUAACAAUCGAUGCAAGAGCUAUACCAAUUUUAAUCAAUGCAACUCACUCUAAGAACUGUUCUGUUUUAUAAACCACCCUCCGUGGGAAAAGACAAAAACAAUUGAGAAAUCUUACUAAAUUGAUAGAGAAAGUAAAGAAAGUCAACUACAGAUAAAUAUAUAUUUAAAUUAUCACGAAAAUAGCAUUUCAAGUUAUGGCACACGCAGACAACAAAACAAACAAGCAACCCACAAACUAACAAUCAGCAACAUCGUAACAUAAGCUUAACUUUAAACCUAUAGAUCGUAAGAAAACUGCAUUGCAUAACAAAAAGAAAACAAAAAUAUAUGAUGAGUAGAAAGAGUUAAGUAUGUUUAAAGUAAAGAGAGAAAGAUCGUAACUUAAAAUAUUUUUAGUGCACUGUACUGUGUUUUGGUUUUAAAAAACGACAGAAAGUCAAAAACAUACGGAAGGAAAAAUUAUGUUAAAAAUGAAUUAAGGCAAUGUUUUAUUAUGUACAUGAUGCUGUUAUUAUAUUUUAAAUGAAUGCAACUUAACUUUAAUUUUUUACAAGUGCGCCACUUCAAUUGAAGAAAUAGCGUACACGUAGCUCAUAAAUGUUUUAAUUUCGCUAGACCUAAAAAUUAAGAAGGUAUUUAGAAAAACGGUCCCGAAUAAGCACAUCGAGCCCUAAACAGAUUGAAGUAAAGAAAGGCAAUGUGAAAUAACGUUAACUGGAAUUUAAGAAAAUUGUAUUAAUUUUAAUAAACCUAUAUAAAUCAAUAAUUUGGACACUGCAAAGAUAUAUCCUUGGCACGUCCGUUUGUUUAGAGUAUCGGGAGAAUAAUAAUUUUAAAGGCAGUUAAAUCAACGCGUACGUAAACCUUUUGUGUGUAUGUAUAUGUAAAUGUUGUUAAACUAGCGCAAAUUAUACAAAACGAUCAAAUAUACAUAUAAUUAAGUAUGUAUUGAACUACAACAAACAGGAAACAGGAAAUUAAACAAAUUUUAAGCUAAAAAGUAUAAUCUUAAAGCAUAUAUCAAAACACAAAAGGUAAUAAUAUAUAAUCAUAGACAUACUGGUAACGAAAGACAUAUACGUGUUUUAGCAAGAAAACUGAAUGAUUUUUUGAUAAUUUUACAAGGACCUCACAACGGACACCACACACAGAAACACACGCAUGCAGAAGCGAACAAAUGUAAACAAAUAUGGAAGUUUAUAUAUAUUUAGAAAGUGAAAUUAUUUGUAUGUUGGAGCAAAGAACAAACGAAAUGAGAAUAAGUAUAAUAAAAGGCAGAAUACAGAAAUGGUUAAUGAA